AUGAUCACACCAAGAGAUGCGAUCAUUGUUCCUUCUACAAGAAGGAAUGUAAUGCUUACGGCGAAAGUCCAUGCUCGGAGUGCAAAAAGCGCGGCAACGCGUGCACAAAUCAACGUACAGCCAAUAAAAGCCCAUGUUCGGAAUGCACGAAGCGGAACAUCCUGUGGAAGAUUCAAUGUACAGCUAGAAUACAUGGCCGAAGGUGUAGACAGCGGCGUCGAGAAUCCUGGCGUGAUGAAGCCCAUGUCACCACAGGUCGUGGAGGCCCAGAGUACCCGGCAGGGGUUAUGUUUCGCGUGUUGGCACUGUAGCGGAGAUGCCUAUUACCGAGGAACGGCUACCGCAAAUCCAAGGCUUUAUCGAACAUAUAGUACUGCGCUGGUCAAUUUUUGUUCAUAUUUUUGUGAAAGACGUGUACCGCAAGGGACCCAAGGUUGGGCGAUGGCCCGAAAUUGUUGGUUCCUCCUUGCUGUUUGA
Messenger RNA from Pochonia chlamydosporia 170, 477 nucleotides. RefSeq lists its product as hypothetical. Lineage: Eukaryota; Fungi; Ascomycota; Sordariomycetes; Hypocreales; Clavicipitaceae. The transcript has a single exon. Bases 1 to 477 code for a protein of 158 amino acids. The record is from RefSeq and is a predicted model, not a curated record.